GAACCGGGAUACUGACGGGACAGAAAACUGUGGGAGGCAUUUGAUUCCUGAGGUUGACGUCCCGGGAACCCGGGGCCUGGCUCUGGGGCUGCUGGACUCGGACUUCCGUAACACCUGGGAUCUGCGGGCGGAGCUGUGCUUGACACCUGGCGAAGGAAGGGGGGCAGAUGCGCGCGCAAGGAAGCCCUGGCUGCGAGAUUGGAAGGCACAGGUGAAGUUCACCAGCAGGGGGCGAGCUUUGGGGCUGUCGCCGGGUAACACGUCCCCCAACGACCUGACCUCACAGAUGCUGCAUGUGCCAUGAGUUCCCCAGGUGGGCCAGGCUUCCCCUCUGGGCUGCUCUCAGGGGGCACCUCUCCUAGUGGAGACGAAGGCUUCUUCCCCUUUGUGCUGGAGAGGCGGGACUCAUUUUUGGGAGGAGGCCCAGGGCCAGAAGAGCCGGAGGACCUGGCCCUGCAGCUGCAGCAGAAGGAGAAGGACCUGCUACUGGCCGCAGAACUCGGCAAGAUGCUUCUCGAACGCAACGAGGAGCUGCGGAGACAGCUAGAGACGCUGAGCACCCAGCACUUGGAGCACGAAGAACGCCUGCAGCAGGAGAAUCAUGAGCUCCGCAGGGGCCUGGCAGCCCGAGGUGCAGAGUGGGAGGCCAGAACUGUGGAGCUGGAGGGAGACGUGGAGGCCCUGCGGGCACAGCUGGGAGAACAGCGAUCAGAGCAGCAGGACAGUGGGCGAGAGAGGGCAAGAGCCCUCAGUGAACUCAGCGAGCAAAACCUCCGCCUCAGCCAGCAGCUAGCCCAGGCCUCCAGAACUGAGCAGGAACUACAGCGGGAGCUGGAUACCCUUCGGGGGCAGUGCCAGUCACAGGCCCUGGCUGGAGCAGAGCUAAAGGCACAGCUAGAGAGUCUGCAGGCAGAGAACCAGAUGCUGCAGAGUCGCCGGCAAGACCUAGAGGCCCAGAUUCAUGGCCUACGUGAAGAGGUGGACAAGGGCCAGGGCAGGCUUCAGACCACCCAUGAGGAGUUGUUACUGCUUCAUCGGGAGAGGAAAGAGCAGAGUCUGGAGCUAGAACAAGCUCGUUUUGAGGCUGGAGAGGCGCUGAGUGCACUGCGGAGACUGCAGCGGAGGGUCUCAGAACUGGAGGAGGAGUCGCGCCUCCAAGAUGCAGAAGUAUCAGGUGCCUCGUUGCAGACGGAGCUAGCCCACAGCCUCAAAGGCAACCAGGAUGCCAAUGAGUACAGAGAUGCCCAGGUGAGCAAGCAGCCCACCAGCUCCCCCACUGGAGCCAUCAGCUGGGGGGCAGGCCCUACUCCUUUUCCCUUGAGGUUCUGUGCAGCCCUGACCAAUUCCUUUGACCUACAGACUAUCCUGUCCCCAGUGACCCAAGAGUCAUCUAGCCUCCAGUCUUCAAUCCAGGAGGAAAGCUUGGAGCCCCCCAAGAAGCGAGCAUCCCUGAGCCCAGUGGAGAUACUGGAGGAAAAGGAGGCAGAAGUAGCCAGGCUACAGGAUGAGAUCGCCCUGCAGAGGACAGAGCUAGAGACUCUUCGGAAUGAGCUGCAAAGGCAGAAGGAGCUGAGGGAGCAGGACAAUCCUGAGGAAACCCUGAGCAACGCACUUUCCGACCGCAAUGAGGCAGUGAACAAGGCCCUGAAGCUGUCCUUGGAACUCAGCAGAGUUUCACUGGAGCGGGACUCCCUGUCCCGGGAGCUGCUGCGAGCCAUCCGUCAGAAGGUGGCGCUGACACAGGAGCUAGAGGCUUGGCAGGACGACAUGCAGGUGGUGAUUGGACAGCAGCUGCGCUCCCAGCGUCAGAAAGAGCUAAGUGAAGCUGCUGCCACCGCACACCGAAACACUGCCCGCCGCAAUGCUAUCCGCUUUUCUCUGCGUCUGGGGUCAGGGCAAACUGGAGGCUUCCUCAGUAAUCUCUUCCGAAGGACCUGAGGGCUGGGCUGUGGGGGCUACCUUUGCCCACUCUGAGGUUCACUUCCCUUUUAAGGGCCAAUGGAGCCAUGGGGCCUGAAUGACUUCUAAGUCAGGCCAGUGUCCUCCUUGCCCCAGGAGGCUGGACAAGGGCUCUUUGGGAGCAGGGAUCAGCUUUGGGGCACGGGCCCCAGGUGGGUGGCGGGGGCAGAGCUGUUUAUUUUUCAAAUCCAAAUAGGUCUAUCUUUUCUAAGCACCAGGCCCCUGUUCUAUCCCACAUGGAUGGAUGGGUAUUUAUGUAAGGCUCCAACAGAGUAAUAUAUAAAUCACUACA
Nannospalax galili (Upper Galilee mountains blind mole rat) is the source of this 2251-nucleotide messenger RNA. It is a transcript of the gene Bicdl2, whose product is annotated as BICD family like cargo adaptor 2. Gene Ontology annotation, biological process: Golgi to secretory granule transport; vesicle transport along microtubule. Bases 301 to 1938 code for a protein of 545 amino acids. The transcript is spliced from 9 exons. Lineage: Eukaryota; Metazoa; Chordata; Mammalia; Rodentia; Spalacidae. The record is from RefSeq and is a predicted model, not a curated record.